GCUGAGCAGUGGAUUGGCCUAGAACCGACUUGCUCGCUUCCUAUUGGCUGCGCGCAUACUUCUGUCCAGCAGCUGAUGGUGCGGGUUUGGUUGUGCGGCAGAGCAGUGCUGAGGAGGGGUUCCCACGUGUGUGUGUGUGACUUGGCCUGCAGGAGGGAUCGCCUGCCCCUGUGGUAUCGGUACCUGGAGGAGAAGGACAAGGAAUUUGGAACCGUGUGCAGCGUAGAGCACAACCCUGUGUCCCACUCCUCAAAAGAAUAUGGAAGGAGCAGGAGCCGGGGAUGGUGGAGGUUCUGGGCCCCCCAACCCUGAGCCAGAAGGAGCACAGGCACAAGCUGUAGAGCUUCAUGAGGAUGAGGAGAUCAUCGAGGUGCUAGAGCUGAAUGAUGCAGAACCAGAUCCAGAUGAUCUUGCCAGCGACAUGGAGGAUGUGGAUUUUGCAGAUGAUCCUGAAGAUGGGGAUAUGGCUGAUAAUGAAGAGUGGGAGACAGAGGAUGAGGGAGUAGAAGAAGGAACAGACCCUCAUGACGACAGUGAGCUGACAUUCUCAAAACAUACAGCCUCUGUGUUCUGUGUCAGCCUUGACACCAAGGAGAGCGCUCUAGCAGUGACAGGGGGAGAGGAUGACAAGGCUUAUGUGUGGCGCCUUAGUGAUGGAGAGACUCUGUUUGAGUGCACAGGUCACAAGGAUUCUGUUACUUGUGCCAUUUUCAGCCACGACUCCACGAUGGUGGCCACAGGAGACAUGAGUGGUCUGAUCAAGGUGUGGAAGGUGGAAGGGGCACAUGAGAUCUGGUCUGUCGAGGUGGGAGAUUUAGAGUGGCUGGAAUGGCACCCUUGUGCCCAUGUGUUGCUGGCUGGCACAGCUGAUGGAAAUACCUGGAUGUGGAAAAUACCCAGUGGCGAGUGUAAGACCUUCCAGGGCCCCAGCUGCCCAGCUACUUGUGGGCAGUUCAUGCCUGAUGGAAGGAAAGCUGUAGUGGGCUAUGAAGAUGGAAGUGUGCGGAUAUGGGACCUGAAACAAGGAAGUGCCCUUCAUGUCCUCAAAGGCACAGACGGACACACCGGUCCUCUCACAUGUGUGGCUUCUAAUAAUGAUGGCAGCCUCGUACUAACUGGUUCAGUAGACUGUGACACAAAGUUGGUGAACACUGCAACUGGCAAGGUUGUUGGAGUUUUCAAGACAGAAAGCAAUGUGUCCAAGGCCACAAGACGGGAAGAUGGAGAAGCAGAGUCCAACUCAGUGGAGUCUUUAGGCUUCUGCAAUGUCCUUCCCCUGGCUGCGGUUGGUUAUCUAGAUGGCACAUUGGCUAUAUAUGACCUCUCCUCUCAAAGCCUGAGACACCGGUGCCAGCAUGAGUCGGGAAUUGUCCAGCUCCUAUGGGAACAGAACUCGCCUGUGGUGUACACCUGUAGCUUGGAUGGAGCUGUCAGAUUAUGGGACUCGCGUUCUGGCAAAAUGAUUAGUGAAUAUUGUGGGCACACAGCUGAAAUUCUCGACUUUGCUCUGAACAAAGAUGCUACUAUUGUGGUGACGGCGUCAGGGGAUCAUCAGGCUAAAGUGUUUUGUGUGCAGCAGCCAGAUCGCUAGACGCGUCUCCUUUACACCCUUAUAGGAACAUCGUGAGCCGCUGCUGUAAUCUUUCCUACAUAUAUAUGUGAGGAUGUGUGUGCAAAUAUUUCUUUACGUGUAUAUACACACCUCCAGAAGCCACAGCAUCCCUUCUAUCACUCUUUUAUAUGGUGUAACAAGCAGAACUGCACGGAAACACAAUCUUUUUAAUUUUUAGUUCCGUUACACGCGAACCUCAUUGAUCUCCAAGAAAAAGAAUAUUUUAUUUGCCCAGAAAGCUGUGGGAAGUGAUGGUGCAGUUCUGUGCAAACUGACGCAUGUGAUGAAUUUGUGGCAUCAAAAGCUAAUGCUGAAGUGGCUGCCCAGAUAACCAUUAAUAUAUUUUAUGGCCAUAGACAAUGGUGAUAUGCCAGCAAAGUCGGUAAGCAGGUGCAUGCAGCAUGCUGAUUGGUUACUUAAUGUAAAUAUUUGCAGCCAUGCUGGAGACAGCCACCAUUGGGUUGGAAUGUGGAGGGCAGAUUGUAUGUUUAAGGCUUGUUUACAUUGCAGCCAAUCAGCAUCCUAAGGCAUAUGUAUACAUGGAGAGUAUAUUUGCAAAAUAAUGCAGUGGGUUAAAACCGCUUGAAUAAACGCUCAUAUGUAGGGCACAGUUAUUUAUGCAUUUGAAAAGUGCUCAAAACUCAUCUCAAAUGCAUUUAUGUAGGUUGCAGUUAAUGAAUGACAGAAAAUCAGCACAGUGUCUUGUCUCUCAUGGGUGGGAACCUGGAAAGAGAUGGGGGGUCGCUAUCAGGCAACUUGCCCUAACUAUUAAUAUUAUAAUAAAGGAAAAUAUUUUACCUGUA
Messenger RNA from Xenopus laevis (African clawed frog), 2415 nucleotides. RefSeq names its product angio associated migratory cell protein S homeolog (gene aamp.S). The record is from RefSeq and is marked provisional. Gene Ontology annotation, cellular component: cytoplasm; cytosol. NCBI's taxonomy places the organism in Eukaryota, Metazoa, Chordata, Amphibia, Anura, Pipidae.